AUUGGCUGUGUGAGCGUUUCCGGGGAGGGGCUGAGUGCGUGUACGGCCUGCAGAGAGAGCGCAGGCUUUGGGGUGGGCGGAACCACAGCAGUGACAGCGACGCUCCGGGGACUUCCUAACAAAGCUGUCAGAAAACAUUCAACUAACGCCAUGGCAGAGUUGGACCUGAGUCUGAGCGACGCGCUGACGGACAGCCCUGCGCAGCCCGGCCCAGAGGGCAAGGUGGAGAGAGACUUUAUGGCCCAGCUGGAGGCCGAGACGUUCGACGAUCAGGUGAAGGAGACGGUGGGGAAGACGGACUACAUCCCCCUGCUGGACAACGAUGACACCCGGGCAGACGCUGUGGCCGCUCUGGAGAACGGAGAGCAGGAGGCUCAUGGGGCGCAAAAGCCUGUCUCCAUGGCGGCUCACUCUGACUCCCUUGCCUCUCACUCCAGCCCCGUCCAAAUUAUGGAUUCUGGUCUGCUGGGGACUUUUCAAGGCUUUUCCCAGCCUGGUGGGAUUGGAAUGACCGUGGAAGUCGGAGCCUCACCUGUGCAGACACAGAAGACCCCGAGUAUAUCCGAGCCGCAGUUUCCUACACCUCAAGCUGCGUCGGACGUCCCGAAGGAUCACAGCGCCGCUCUCCCAGAGUUCCAUGCUCCCAGCAGCCCUCUGGAUGCUUCAGCAGGUUCCUUAGAGGACACUUGGCAAGACCAGACUGGGGCCAUAUCAACAGACCCACCGUUGGCUCCAAGCAUUACAGUGACGUUUUCCGACCAAGCCGAACAGCUCACAGCCAGCCCAGAGGAUGCGCCCGGCAGCUGGCCCAGCCGUGAGAGCUCCGCCUAUGCUGGAGGUGAUGAAAGAGACACGGAUGGAUCUGACAGGAAACAGAAGAAAAAGAAGAAAAGGAGACAGAAAGAUGAAGGAUCCUAUGAAAACUUUGAGAGCAGGGACCAAUCAGAGAUGCAGGGAGCAGGAGAGAACACUCCUCCGACGGAAGAGUUUUAUCAUAGGAUCGGUCCAAGAAGGGACAGAGGAGAAGGUGGCUGGGAAGAGCAUAUUGGCAAGAGCGGAGGCCGCGGGAAGAAAAGUAAAAACAGGAGGAAGCUUCCAGAGGAGUGGGCGGUGACCGCAGAACCCUUUGUUCCCUCUUCAGCGAUUGCCUCGGAAACAAAACCGGACAUAAUGAUGGAUCUUGGGAGCCCAAAUAAUGAGCUGUUGGAGACGUCUUUAUCAGACACGGAUGGUGGCAAACAGGCCAUGAAGAAAGAAGUUUACCCAGAAGAAGACUCAACCCCUCUGUCCCAGGAUGUGUUUUCUCCAACGGCAGCAGUCAUCAGUCCACUCGCUCUGAACAGUGAGCUGAAUGCUACAGCAGCUCCGUUCACAAUGCCGUCGCCCACCAACAAAACAACUCAUGGAAACUUCGCAGGGGCUGCUUCCUCUGGUGAUCCAGUUGACAUCCUAAUGGAUGCUGAAAAUGCCGUUUUGGGCCAAAGCAAUCAAACCUUUUAUAAUCCUUUCUCCUCAGAGAAUACAGAAGCAGUCAGUAACAUGGUUGACAGUGGGAUGUUCGACACCUCAAGUUCCAUUCACGAAUCUUCUAUGACGGCUGUGUCAGAGGGAGACACCUCUGCUUUUAGUUCUGCUUCACAAUCAAGCCAAGCCCUUUCCCCUAAAGUGCUGGCUUCUGCCCCACCUCUGUCCCCCUCUGAUGCUUCAUGGCUUCUGAAUAACUCUCAGACGAGCAACAGCAGCGAUCUAUUUGACUUCAGUGAAACCAGCGCUGCUGGCCAUCCUUUACCCCUGGGCCUGUCCUUUAACACCCCGAGCCCAGCACCUCUCCGCUCACCUAAAACCACUGCGCAAGAGUUCCAGCCCAAGCAUAAAGAUGGAAAGUCAACUCAGAAACAGUCCCGAAAGUCACCCUCAUCAUCUCCCCCCUCAUCAUUGAGGAGUCCUACCUCCCCAGAGGCAAAGCCCUCCCCGCAGGCUUCCCCCGUUACUUCACCCUCAUCUCCUGGUUCGGUCACUGCUGUCGGAGUUCCAGGAUCUGGUCUCAAUCCUGCAGCAAAGCCUUUCUUUCCUAGCUUUGCAGAUCCAAUGGAAGACACAGCUGUGGUCCCUCCAGUUGUCCCCAUCGUGGAAGUUAAGCCUAACAAGAUGCAGACAAUAGAGAAGAAGGACGACAAACAGAAGGACGGGGAAAAGAAGGUGGAGGCGUUUGAAGACUUGAACAAAGCUGAGCACGGGAGCGUUAAGGUUGAAUUCACCAGCAAUGAAAGUCCGGUCAAAGUGGAGAAUGAGGUGGGAAAGGACACGACCAAGGUCAACGAACACGAGGCAAAAAAGGGUGAAGAAGAAAAACAUCCAGACAAAGAAAAGGAGGCGGAUAAACCGGAUGACCAAAAGCAAACAGAGAAAGUAAUAGGAAAGGAGGAAGCUGUUCAGAAGAAGGAAGAGAAGGGUGACAAACAGCCCAAGGUAGAAGAACCAUCCGUCACAGUGGAAAAGCAAGAAAAGGUGGAGACAAUCAACAAGGUGGAGAACACCAGCGAGAAUCUGAAAGAAGAAACGAAAGUGGAGAAUGAACAUAAGGAGAAAGCAGAAAAGGUGGAAGAGAAGGAAAAGUCCAACAUGGAAGAGAAGAAAGUGGAAAGCAAACCCAUUGAGAGAGAGGAAAAUGUAGAAAAGUUGGACAUGAAACAGGAUUUCCAUGUGGAAGAAAAAGCAGAAAACAAAACAAACCAAAUUGCAGAAAAAGCUGAGAUAAAGGAGGACAAAGAGCUGCACAAAGUGGAAACGGCUUCAGAGCAACAGCCGGCACAUGUCCAGCCUGAGCCGACUCAUGACAAGAUGGAGACCAAGGUUAGGGUGGAGGUUAAAACCGAGGAGAAAGCGAAGAAGGAAAUGUCCGACACUGCCGAACCCAAGGCGAUAGAAAAAGAAACGGCUGCCACAGGUGAAGCCAAAACGAUGGAGAAAGAAAAGGUAGACACGGGCGAAGCCAAACUGACAGAGAAAGAACAGGCCGACACGGUCGAAGCCAAAACAACGGAGAAAGAAAAGGCCGACACGGGCGAUUCCACAGCGAUGGAUAAAGAGAAGGCGGACGGUGGUGAAACCAAAACAACGGAGAAAGAGGAUGCAGGAACCAAGCCCCUGGAAAAGCCUGUUGUGAAAGAAGGACAAAAAUCAGAAAAGGAGGAAAGGCAAGACAAAAAGACUGUAGAGAAGAAGGACAGUAAGAAAGAAAAAGCUGUUAAAGCAGACGGAGACAAGGCCAAGAAACCUGUGAAGGCUGCAGCCAACGGAGGCAGCUCAACGGCUAGCAAGGACCUCCCAGGUGCAGAAAGGAAGACCAAGGCUGCCGUAGGGGCGACCAAACCAGCAGGCGCUGUCAAAACGCGGCCAAACACCGCUCCCGCCGCCGCCGCUGCCACCAAACGCCCCACACCCACCACCACCAGCACUACCACUGACAAAAAAACAAGCACACUCAAGACAGCUUCCACAGCUGCUGCCGGGCCCAAACGGCCCCCCACCAAUCCCACUAGCCGCCUGUCAUCACAGCCCCCCUCCACGGGCACACGUGACGUUAAACCUAAGUCCAUUACAGAGAAGCGCCCCCUAGUGCCAAAAGCCACCAGCGCUGCCACCAGUCUAACCGGCCCUGCAGCAAAAAACGGAGCAGCCGGCGCUGCAGCCAGCAAAGCGGCUUCAUCGGUCCGCAUGGCCACGUCCACCCGCACUACUACCAGUCCUGCCGCCAAAAAGCCCCUGGCUUCUAAAACUGACAGCAAACCAGGAGAGGAGAAGAAGCCCUCCACUGUUAGGACCUCAACAGCCGACUCUACCAAGCUGAAGACCACUACCACCGCCUCAAGGAGCGCAUCUUCCACCACUACUGCUUCUCGCACUCGGACAACGGCAGCCAAGCCAGCUGCGCCGUCCUCCACCACGGCCACCACAGAGAAGAAGCCUCUGGUGCCCCGCACCACACGGCCCACUUCAUCGAUCACAUCCACCACGACUAGCACCGCCACCAGGCCCGCGGCUCGCCCCGGCACGGCUCCGGCUCCUGACAUUCGCAAUGUCCGCUCGAAGAUUGGCUCCACCGACAACAUGAAGUACCAGCCCGGCGGUGGGAAGGUGUCUUCUGUUACUCAGAAAAGGGCCGUGCCUUCCAAAGAAAGCAGCCAGAGCAAAGUUCAGAUAGUCUCCAAAAAGCUGGACUUCAGCCAUGUCACCUCACGCUUGGGCUCCAAGGACAAUAUGAAGCAUGUUCCUGGUGGAGGGAAUGUGCAGAUUCUCAACAAGAAGGUGGAUGUAAGUAAGGUGACUUCAAAGUGCGGCUCCAAGGACAACAUUAAGCACAAACCUGGUGGAGGCACCACAAAGAACGAAUCCCACAAAGUGAACUUUAGAGAAGAUACUCAGGCCAAAGUCGGGUUGCAGGACAAUGUGAGCAGUUCUCCUGGAGGAGAGAACGUCAAGGCUGAGGGGCCCCAACAGACCGAGGGGACUGGGACUCCCAUGAUUAGCAGCCUGGCUCUGGCCCCCGAGUCAGGGCCAGGAGGGGACCCUAAUACCCAGGAGAAUGGGUUGAAGGAUGGAGCUCCCAGUGAUGGUGAGGGCCUCCGGGAGCCUCAAGCUCUGGACUCCCAAAUGCCAGAAACAAAUUGAGUCUUUCAAGCUCAACUUCCGCGAGAAUGCUCGCUCUCGCACGGACCACGGCGCUGACAUCACCAUUCGGCCAGCCCCCCCUCUCUCUCUCCCCUCCGGCGACGGAUCCUGUUCUUCAUGCACGACAACCAAAGCCACCACCCAGAUUCUCGCAGUGUUUCCUCCCCCCUUCUUUGCUGCACCUACAGGUGGAGGUCCGUGGCGGACGGCAGUAGGAGCAGCAGCUCUGCGAUGGGAUCCUGACCUUUUUAAACCCCGUUUAUCUCAAAUCUGUUGUUGCAAAAAUUAGAAUUGUUCAGUAGCUCUUCUCUCACUUCAUCAUGCGUCAUUACCGUCACCCCUUUCAUAUAUUUUACCUGAAGUAACUCUGCUUUGGUCCUGAUCGGUACUCUAUGUGAAGGAAAAAAACCCAGGACGGCUUUUACUUCUGAGGAAUCGUCAACUCUUCUAGAAAACCACCUUCAUCUCCUGCUUUUCCUCGUGACUUUAGGAACGUUUUCCCUCAGUAAGCGCAUACUUAAAUAAUUCAGUGUCCAUCUCAUCAUGGCUUCCUCCAACUCUCUCUUUCAUCCUCAUGUACAAGCUAACAAAAAAGAAAAAAGAAGUCUGAAUCGUUUUAACUCUUUAUUCUCUGUGUUUGUGACGAGGUGUUUGAUUGAAAAGUUUUUAUGUAGAAAUGAGAUUCUGAUACGUUUGGAUCAACUUUUUUUUUUUUUCCUGCUUUCCAUGUUGUCCCUUGAUGAUAGAACUAGGUUGUAUUUAUUCAAUACUCUUAAUAAAAACAGCAAUAUAACA
Molecule: messenger RNA, 5466 nt
Organism: Cyprinodon tularosa
Lineage: Eukaryota; Metazoa; Chordata; Actinopteri; Cyprinodontiformes; Cyprinodontidae
Product: microtubule-associated protein 4-like
Exons: 18
Coding region: 151-4671 (1506 amino acids)
Biological process (GO): microtubule cytoskeleton organization; neuron projection development
Cellular component (GO): neuron projection
Molecular function (GO): microtubule binding
Source: RefSeq, a predicted model, not a curated record